AUGGCCGCGAAGUCGGAUGGAGCGGUGGCCGCGGCCGGCCCGGGGCCGGAGGGGGCGGCCGGAGGAGCUCGGGGCGGUGCGGGUGGGCGCGGGGAGGCGGCGGCGGCAGCCGGGGACCCCGGGGUAACCGGGGCGGGAGGCCCGGGGCCGCGCUACGAGCUGCGGGACUGCUGCUGGGUGCUGUGCGCGCUGCUCGUGUUCUUCUCCGACGGCGCCACGGACCUGUGGCUGGCGGCCUCCUACUACCUGCAGGGUCAGCGCACCUACUUCGGCCUCACGUUGCUGUUUGUGAUCCUGCCCUCGCUUGUCGUACAACUGCUCAGCUUCCGCUGGUUCGUCUACGACUACACGGAGACCGCUGGGGCCCCGGGACCCGCAGUCAGCACCAAGGGCAGCGGCGCCGGCGGGCCGGUCAUCAGCACCAAGGACAGCGCCGUCGCCUUGCGUACCAAAGAAGGCAGCCCCGAUCUGGGCCCUCGACCUGAGCCCUCCUCGGCCAGCGCCUACCGCCGCCGCUGCCGCCGCCUCUGCGUCUGGCUACUGCAGACCCUCGUCCACGUCCUGCAGCUCGGCCAGGUCUGGAGGUACCUGCGCACCAUGUACCUAGGGCUGCAGAGCCGCUGGCGCGGGGAGCGGCUGCGGCGCCACUUCUACUGGCGGAUGCUGUUCGAGAGCGCCGACGUGAGCAUGCUGCGCCUGCUGGAGACCUUCCUGCGCAGCGCGCCGCAGCUUGUGCUGCAGCUCAGCCUCCUGGUGCACCGCGGCGGCGCGCCCGACCUGCUGCCCGCCCUCUCCACCUCCGCCUCACUCGUGUCCCUGGCCUGGACCCUGGCCUCCUACCAGAAGGUGCUGCGGGACUCACGGGACGACAAGAGGCCGCUGUCCUACAAGGGCGCCGUGGCCCAGGUGCUGUGGCACCUGUUUGCCAUCGCGGCCCGCAGUCUGGCCUUCGCGCUCUUCGCCAGCGUUUACAAGCUCUACUUUGGCAUUUUCAUUGUGGCCCACUGGUGCGUCAUGACCUUCUGGGUCAUCCAGGGUGAGACGGACUUCUGCAUGUCCAAGUGGGAAGAAAUCAUCUACAACAUGGUGGUGGGCAUCAUCUACAUCUUCUGCUGGUUCAACGUCAAGGAGGGCCGCAGCCGCCGCCGCAUGACCCUCUACUACUGCAUCGUCCUGCUCGAGAACGCUGUGCUCACCGGCUUCUGGUACUCCAGCCGCAACUUCUCCACUGACUUCCACUCACUUAUUCUGGUCUGCGUCGUGGCCUCCAGCUUCGCACUGGGCAUAUUCUUCAUGUGUGUCUACUACUGCCUCCUGCACCCUAAUGGGCCCCUGCUGGGUCCCCAGAUGCCUGGCUGCAUCUGCCCUGAGGCCCCAGGGACCUGUGGCCCACCAGCCAAUGCUGUCACAAGUCCCCCGAGGUCCCUGCCCAGGACUACAGGCGCUGAGCGGGAUGGAGCCCCCGUGGGAGGCGAGCGUGCGGGGACCCCCACACCACCUGUCUUCCAGGUGCGACCUGGCUUGCCUCUCACGCCCGUGGCCCGCACCUUGCGGACAGAGGGGCCUGUCAUUCGGAUUGACUUGCCUCGUAAGAAGUACCCUGCCUGGGACGCUCAUUUUAUCGACCGCCGGCUCCGGAAGACCAUUCUGGCGCUGGAAUACUCCUCGCCUACGACACCCCGCUUGCAGUACCGGAGCAUCGGGAUCUCCCAGGAGCUGCUGGAGUAUGAGACCACGGUGUAG
Eubalaena glacialis (North Atlantic right whale) is the source of this 1743-nucleotide messenger RNA. RefSeq names its product XK related 7 (gene XKR7). The record is from RefSeq and is a predicted model, not a curated record. Bases 1 to 1743 code for a protein of 580 amino acids. The transcript has 3 exons. Gene Ontology annotation, cellular component: plasma membrane. Lineage: Eukaryota; Metazoa; Chordata; Mammalia; Artiodactyla; Balaenidae. Gene Ontology annotation, biological process: engulfment of apoptotic cell; apoptotic process involved in development; phosphatidylserine exposure on apoptotic cell surface.